AUGGUUGACGAGUCGAGCAGCGUGGAGCUACUCCCGAUCCACAAUAGGAAGUCCCACUCGACUUCACGCCACAGCUCGAGGAACCCAACACCGGGAAACACACCGUCGAUACCCGCAUUAGUACCAGACAUUGAUAUCGUCAGCUCCAUUGAUGACCUGUCCACUGGCGGUGAAAAGCAGCAGAGCUCAACGUUGCCCGUAUUGGACAGACCGCAGUUUGCCCUUCUAGUGCUGCUGUAUCUGCUACAAGGCAUUCCUGUGGGGCUGGGGUUCGGAUCUAUCCCAUUCUUGUUGAAGUCCAAGCUGACGUAUUCACAAGUUGCGCUGUUCUCUUUGGCCUCGUACCCGUACUCCUUGAAAUUGCUGUGGUCUCCUGUUGUGGAUGCCCUCUACCAUCCACGUGUGGGCAGACGAAAGUCGUGGAUCAUUCCAAUUCAGUUGAUAUCCGGCUCAACACUGAUAUUUCUGGGGUCGAGCAUGGAUCAGCUCUUGGAAUCGCCAGAGGAAAACUUGACUGAAAUCACCUGGACUUUCUUCUUCCUGGUGUUUCUCUGUGCGACACAGGACAUAGCCGUUGAUGGCUGGGCCCUGACGAUCUUGUCACCAGAGGCGUUGAGUUAUGCAUCGACGGCACAAACCAUUGGACUGAACACUGGUUAUUUCCUCUCAUUUACGGUGUUUUUGGCCUUGAACUCGCCUGAAUUCUCCAACAAGUACCUCAGAACAGAACCCCUGGACUAUGGUGCACUGUCCUUGAACCAAGACGAUACAAUGACCGCAGCCAACACAAGCCCUUGGAAUUCCCUAAAGAGUGUUUACAAGUCGAUGUUUCAAGUGUUGAAGUUACCAACAAUCCAAUCGUUCAUUGUUGUCCAUCUUGUCUGUAAGAUUGCUUUCCAAGCAAACGAAGGCGCAACAAAUUUGAAACUGCUGGAGAAGGGUUUUGGCAGAGAGGAUCUGGCAAUAACUGUGCUUAUUGACUUCCCCUUUGAAAUCGUCUUUGGUUAUUACGUGGCGAAAUGGUCAAGUGGUAAAGACCCAUUGGGACCGUGGUUAUACGCGUAUUUGGGCAGGGUAUUGGCUGCAGCCAUCGCACAAGGUGUUGUUUGGUUGUUCCCAAGUUCGGGUAAGAUCAAUGCUUUUUACUUCUUGCUGGUGAUCUUACAGAACCUCUUUGGCUCAUUCAUGUCGACGAUUCAAUUCGUGUCGGUUAAUGCUUUCCACACGAAGAUUGCAGAUCCGAUGAUUGGAGGUACUUAUAUGACCACUUUAAACACAAUUUCAAACCUAGGUGGACAAUGGCCAAGGUUCAUCGUUUUGAACAUGAUUGACUGGUUCACAAGGGCAUACUGUGCCCCUUCGUCAUCGUCAUCAAACCUCGCACAGUUUGAAGUUACCAACGAACAAGAGAAGGAAUCGUGUAAAGAACAAGGGGGUCUCUACACGAUCGUCCAAGAUGGAUACUACAUCAGUAAUAUACUCUGCAUGGUGAUUGGUCUGGUGCUGUUUUUCGGUUGGAUUAGACAAAAGGUUAGAUAUCUACAGAGCUUACCAACUUCAUCCUGGAGAGUGAAAGAGUUAUAA
Molecule: messenger RNA, 1584 nt
Organism: Williopsis jadinii
Lineage: Eukaryota; Fungi; Ascomycota; Saccharomycetes; Phaffomycetales; Wickerhamomycetaceae
Exons: 2
Coding region: 1-1584 (527 amino acids)
Cellular component (GO): membrane
Molecular function (GO): acetyl-CoA transmembrane transporter activity
Source: RefSeq, a predicted model, not a curated record